This is a messenger RNA of Cryptotermes secundus, 4731 nucleotides long. RefSeq lists its product as uncharacterized. Lineage: Eukaryota; Metazoa; Arthropoda; Insecta; Blattodea; Kalotermitidae. The transcript has 3 exons. The coding region runs from base 392 to 2188 and encodes 598 amino acids. The record is from RefSeq and is a predicted model, not a curated record.
GCGGUCGUAUAAAAUGCUGCUUAAGAGCAGGGCACAGGGGGGUGGGGGUAGAAGAGGGGGCAAGAAGGAUGGGACGUCCAUUUGUGGAAUAUACAUCUCUGAAGCAUAUAUCGGUAGUAGGAAUAACAAGACUAGCCAAGACAGGUGUAUUGCUUCUGAAGACUAUCAUCGUCCUAGACCACAGUGGAGAGACAUAAACUCACGACCCCUCAUAAUAGAUUCUUUAUUUCGUCGGCAAAUUAAAAAGAAUCGAAGCGCGAGUAUUCGAAACUGGUCCGUCGAAAUAUAAGAGGUGCUCUGAAAGUGCGACGCUCUCAGCCCAUCGAAGGGUAGUUUGGGGGGAUAUUGAGACGCGAGACCAACUGGGCGCAGUGGCUGCAGACAACGAGGCAUGCUCCUACUGCGUACUUUGCUGGUAGCCUGUCUCCUACUAAAGGGGCUGGCGUUGGCUGAGGAAGUGGAAGUGGUUGAAGCCGUGCCAGGGACGGUGCAGGGUGUGGGUCCCUCCCAGGAGGCGGCUGAGACAGGGGAUUCCCAGUUAGCCCAGGACAGGGGUGACGAAUCUGACAUCUCAGGCUCGGACCAAAUAGCUCUCGAGUCCGGCGACCAAGAACUUGGGGGGACGCAACCCAACCACGGGUAUGCUCCUCCACAGAGGGGACAUCCAUUGUCUCAUCCAGUGAGAGGCACAUCUGGCCUCAGUCUUCCACCCCCUCACUCCAUUGGGAAUUCAUUUGGAGGACCUCACCAUGGAAAGCAACCAGUAUUCGAACAGAAUCUAGCCUAUCAUGGUCCUCCACCGCCUCCACCCCAGAAGAAACCCCAGCCAGAAGCCAUGGAUAAAAUUUAUGGAGAUGGCGGGGGCGGUGGAGGCGAUGCGUGGCCAGUCCCUAUGCCCGAUAUGCCAAAGAUCGUAUCUCUGGAUGUCAAAUGCGAGAAAAAUUUGAUGAAAGUGUACAUAGGAUUUGACAAACCCUUCUACGGAAUAGUGUUCAGUAAGGGGCAUUAUAGCAAUGUAAACUGCGUUCAUCUUCCUGCGGGACUUGGACGCACUUCAGCGAAUUUCGAUAUCAGUAUACACGCGUGCGGAACAGCUGGGAACACAGAGAACGGUCUGUAUGGAUACGGAGCAGAUUCGGGCUCAGGGACUUACUUCGAGAACAUCAUCGUGGUGCAGUAUGACCCUCAGGUGCAGGAGGUAUGGGAUCAGGCGCGCAAAUUGCGUUGCACUUGGCACGACCAGUACGAGAAGUCGGUGACCUUUCGACCUUUCCCUGUCGAUAUGUUGGACGUCGUGAGGGCCGAUUUCGCAGGGGAUAACGUGGGCUGUUGGAUGCAGAUCCAGGUCGGGAAAGGUCCUUGGGCCUCAGAGGUGUCUGGACUUGUCAAAAUCGGUCAGACUAUGACAAUGGUCCUUGCUAUUAAAGACGACGACUCUAAGUUCGAUAUGCUUGUUCGUAACUGCAUGGCGCAUGACGGCAAACGCGCCCCCAUCCAGCUGGUGGAUCAGAAGGGCUGCGUCACGAGACCAAAACUUAUGUCGCGGUUCACGAAGAUCAAAAAUUUUGGUGCCAGUGCCUCCGUGUUAUCCUAUGCACAUUUCCAGGCUUUCAAGUUCCCUGAUUCUAUGGAAGUCCACUUUCAGUGCACGAUUCAGAUUUGCCGGUACCAAUGCCCUGAUCAGUGUUCUGACCCGGCGUCUCUCCUGCAUGGUGGCCCAAUUUCCGACACCGGUUAUGGACCGCCUCCUCCACCACCACUGCCUUUGGAGGCAUAUCUUCAGGCGGCUGCCGGCAGACCCAGGGACGAGCGCAGGGUCAGGAGGCAGCGCCGUGAAACAUCUUCCGACCCCGAGAAAGAGGUCGGCGUGAACAGGGUCAUUCGAGUCGUGUCCACCGGUGACCUCACCUUCUCUCUAGAUGACAAUGCCAAUAGCAGCGCUCCUACUAUGGUAUUCCCAGGAAGAAGUGAAGAUCCCGCAGUGACGGGGCUGAUAUGCAUGACCACUCCGGGAUUUGCGGCCACACUGGUAGUCCUUCUUGCUAUCCUCAUUAUAUCCUGCCUGAUGUCGGCCUUCCUGUGCGUCCGACUGCGUCCGUUCACUGCUUCCGGUAAAAACCUAGCUGUCUCUUUCACUAAUCCUUCCCUCAACAAGAAUAAAACUUCUAAGAGUUGCUUCUAUUCGUAAUACGAGGUGUUCUGGUCUAAUGGUUUACUUGUUGCAGAGUAUUCGAAGAACGAAGAAGAAUCUCUUCAUUCGAGUUCGUAAAGCCAUCAAUGCCCGAACACAAAUUUAAUGAAGACUGCAGUCUUGUACAAAGUUGGGCGGUACUCGGGUUGUUUUGCCUGAGAUCUGAACGUUGGAUAUAACAUACAAACAGACAUGUAUAUUUAAAUAGUAUCAAAAUAUGAUUGCAAGAAUAUCGCCAUGCUGUUAUAUAAUGUUUAAUUCUUAUCGUCGAAAUUUUCUCUGUUACCAAACGGUAUAUUUUUCUUGAAAGAGAAACGUAAUUAUAUUAAAGGAAAUUCAUACAUAAGUAAAGCUGAUUAAUUUACUUUGUUGUACGGUCAACAAAUAUGUAUGAGAACAUUGAAUAAGAUCAUGGCCAAACACAAUCAGAAACAGGCUAGGAAGUUCCUGUAAAUCUUACGGGUGUGCACAAAGGAACUCGACGUUUUGAAAUAUUCUGUACGGUUAAAGACCUGAGACUUCAAUUUCGGAAGUAGGCUCUGUAGAUAGGUUCUACUUGCAUAUUGCAAUAGGCGGCAACUUUCAUGCUGGCGUUUCAACCAGUCGUUACCGAAACGGGCCAAUCAGCUCCUCAGAGUCUUCUUACUAGAAUAUUCUCUGAGUAUGAUUCACUUGCAAUCCUUGCAUCUGUCGGUGUUUCUUUUCAAUUGCUCAAUAAUCUUAUCUGAUUAGUAUGUUUACUCAUCAUAUGUUCGUUUUUCUAACCGUGUUUCUAAGACUCAUUUCAUCCACAGUAGGCGUAGCAACUGGAGAAGGGUUAAUUCGGGAUACUGUGGCGCCAAUGGUCUUAUCUUUAUGGUAUUUGCGUUUGUCAUCAUCCCUAUCAGCUUUUUGGUCAUCGUUUUCUUUGCCACUAGCAUUGUCAUCACUAUCUUCAUUAUCAUCGCCUAUAUCACGACCUCAUCAUUAUAUUUAUUUAUUUAUUUAUUAUUCGAUUCAAGUCGAUAAGUCAAUUUAAUCACAAUUUUGUACUUUGAAAACCCGCUCAACAACUCUCUUCAGGGAUAGUUCACCUUGGUGUAUUGGUUAAAAUAAUCGAUCUAUUUCGAAGAUCGGUUCAGUAUGUGGGUUCGAUAAAAUUACAUUCAUGUAUGUCAUGUUAUUUUUCAAUUAAUAUGUACACAUUAGUUUAGUGGUUCCGUAAAUAUCUAUGCGGGAACGAAAAGUUUGUAAAUAGAUUUAUCGGUGGGUUGCUCCCUUCGCAGCCCCGAUCAGAUGAUAGUUGAGCCCAAUAUAUGUGAAACAGCUGCUGCUGACUAUGGAUUGUUAACUAAACUGGAAAAUAAUAGUAAAAGUCAAAUAAAUUUCUAGAAGAAACGUCCCAAAAGUAUGAACCUUUGGCUGCUGAUUUUGUUAAGGAAAAACACCGACUUAUAAGUAUUUAAUGUGAUUAAAAACAUGUACAUUUUUUAUGUCCAGCAUUUGCAAGAUAUCUAGCAACAAGGUCGUUAAUUUUGGGGCGAAAUUCUUGUAUUCUUUGUGUUGUCAUUUGAAAGAAUAUGUAAGAGUCUACAUUAGCCUGAGAAGUAAAGAGGAAGUUUGUAGGAAAGCUCUCCACUUCAUGUACCUCUUGGUAUUUUAAUUCAUAAGAGAAUGUUCAGUACAUAUAUUAUCCUCAUUUAGAAUAUCGGUAGACAAUCAGAUGAAACCUGUCAUAUUUUCUUUUACAAUUUGUACAGACUUCGAUGUAACAUCGGAUUCUUAGUUGUUUUUACAAUCUUACAUAGACUCUCUUGACAACCAGUAGACAUAACUUCAACAAAUCGUACACAUAACGACUUAUUUUAAUUUAUAUUUCAGUUUGUGAAAUGGCUCAUUUUGCGAGAAAAAGGUGUGAGAGGUGUUCACUCAAGAAUAAAGAGUUUUCGCGGAAUAACUCUGAGCGUGUGACCACACCACAGCAGUUACUGAAUAUCACAUAGCACUGAUCUUCCUCUAACCUCUCUGUAUCUAGAGUUAUUCUCGGUAUGAAGUUGGUCAUGGUGGGCGGAAAACUUCAUUCACGUCUUUGGGAAAAUGAAGCCAGAUUUUUACACAGUCAUUGCAGUGGCAGGUCAUUCUGCUUGCUUACGUGUUCUGUAAAGGAAAUUGUGUUCUAGAGAAAUCGUAUUUUACUGUAAAAAUAAUUAUGAAUGAACCUUGUCCGAAUAUUUUUUUUUGUUCUCUAUAUUGGAUGUAGGGCCAUAGGGUUAGAUCUAAUUUGAAUUAUAAAAUUUGAUUCCUUAAUCUCAUCUUUAAUAUCAAUAUAAUUAGUGCAAACUAAUCAACGUGUUUAACAUGAAACGUGGCGCUGGAAUAGAAAGACAGAAAUAUCGAAAUUUUAAGCUGUGCAACAAGAAGUUUUCUUCAAAAUUUAAAGAAAUAAAAAUGAGAAAACAAGAAUAUCAUAUAAAAAUUAUAACAACAGUAAAAUCAAUAUGACAUCUAUAGUAUAUAUAUUUUCACUGCAAAAACCGACUUUUAUGGCGGGAGGUAUAUUU